This is a messenger RNA of Thrips palmi, 1613 nucleotides long. RefSeq names its product chromatin modification-related protein eaf-1-like. The transcript has 2 exons. Lineage: Eukaryota; Metazoa; Arthropoda; Insecta; Thysanoptera; Thripidae. Bases 159 to 1613 code for a protein of 484 amino acids. The record is from RefSeq and is a predicted model, not a curated record.
GGGAUUGCAGCGGCACACCGCGCCGAGGUGCCGCAGACCGUUCACGUGUGUGUUGGUGUGUGUGUGUGCAAGUUUUGUGUCUGUGUGUGUGUCACUCAAGUCGUUUUGCGCAUGUGUGUGUAGUGCACAGUGGACUUUUCACCCCCUUCCUCUGGAUUAUGACAAGACUGCAAGUAUGCGUGGCGGCGGUCGCUGUGCUGCUGCUCCGCGGGGCGCUGGCGCAGCGCGAGACCAUGCAGGACGGCGGCUACCACGGUGACGAGCGUAGCCUCGCCGAGGACAUGGGAGGCAGUGGCGGGCUGACGGUGCAGGAGCCCCCGGCGGGCUGGCCACUCAGCGAGCUCCGGGCCUACGAGCACCACGGAGACCACCAUCAUGCGAGGACGGGCCGCUGGGAGGCGUCCGCCGACACGUCGCCGUGGACCGCUGUCGAGGAGACGGAGCCCGAGGCGGCGGCCAGCGAGUCCCGGGGCUCGGUGCGGUGGUUCAGCGCCACGCCCGCACCCGUCGUGGCCGCCGCCGCCGUCGACGACCAGCAGUCCAUGCCGGCGGAGCCCGGCCAGUGGUACGCGGACGUGCCCUUCCAGCAAGGCCUGCCCCCGCGCCAGGGCCGCGUGCUCGCCGCCAACCCCGACACCAACAUGAACAUGCCGCCCCAACAGCCCGCGCCCGCGGCACCCGAGCACGCCGUCGCCUUCUUCGCGACGCCGCAGGACGCGGAGGCGGCGGCGGGUAGCGACGCGCCCGCGGGGCAGCCGUGGCAGCCCUCCAACUCGCGGUACAAACGCAAGCGGAAGCAGAACAAGCAGAUCCAGCAGCAGGUUGAGCAGGAACAGAUGAUGCAUCACCAGCAACAAGAGCAGCAGCAGCAGCAACAACAAUUCCUGCAGCAGCAACAGCCGCAGGUCCAGCAGGACGACCCACAACUGCAGCACGAAGCGCCCCCGCUCGAGGUGAAGAAGACGAAGAAGACCGUAAAGCGCGUCAACAAGAGGAGACCGUCGCACACGUACGCCCCACAGCCGCAACCAAUCAUCAUCUCGAACGGCGCCCCCGGGCCACAGGGCCCCCAGGGCCCCGACCCAACCGUCAGCGUGGGCUACAGCAUCGGCUUCGCGGCCCCCGACGGCGGUGCCGUGGUGGGCGGCGGCGUGGCCGCGCCCCCUCAGCUCCAAGCCCCCGGCGGCCAGGAGUACCAACCGCACCGCGGCACGGUUCAGAACGACGUCGUCCAGGGCGAGGUGGUGCACGGCGAGGGCGCCGUCAGCUACAGCAACACGCUGCUCGGUAACAAGGCGGUGCCGCACCAGCCGACCCAGGGCGUCAACGUGGUCAACGUGGUGAGCAGCUCGGCCAUCAACGGCAGACCCAUCUACGUGCCGCCGCUGCAACAGUCCUCGCUGAGCGCGCCGUCCGGGCCCUCUGGCCCGCCCGCGGGCUACCAGCCCCUGCCAACGCCCCAGGCCCUGGUCGGAUCGCCGUCGCCCAGCUACACCUUGAGCGUGGUGACCGCUGCGCCCUCUGCCGGCCCCGUCGUGGUGAGCACCACGCCGUCGUACGUAGUCCGAACGCCCCACUCCAUCUUCGGCAGCGGCAGCACCACAAAGAGGUAA